CAAACUCAACACAAUUGGAAUCGAAGGAACAUUUGAUGUUGUGUGCGACACUGCUCGUCUCUCUCUCUAUUUCUAUAUCUACAUAUGUUGUGUUGAGUUGAAGCCUUUUAACUCAACUCAACACAGCACUUUCGACUCUCUCUCUCUCCUUCGUUGUUUUUGUUUUUGGCUAAUUUCUAGGGUUUUGCUGUCUUUACUAUUCCCAUCAAAAUUGUGCUCCCACAGCAUGGGGGUCUCCUUCAAGGUCUCCAAGACCGGCACUAGGUUUCGCCCCAAGUCAAUUCCCCAACCGCACGAAGCCGCAUCGGACAAUUCCAAGUCCCAGAGUGGUCUUGUUGAGGCUGGGGAAAAGAUUGCUCAGAUUCCACAGUCAUCUUCAUCUGAAACUCUUUCAUUAGCAGAGAGGGAAGCUUCUUUCACAUUGAACCUGUUUGCAGAUGGUUAUUCUAUUGGGAAACCUUCUGAGAAUUUUCAGAAUGAUGCAGCAAAUCAAACAAAAUAUCAAGAUUUUCCAAAGUUGUUACAUCCCUAUGAUAGGUCAUCUGAAAGUCUUUUCUUGGCCAUCGAGUCAGGUCACUUACCUGGGGAUAUUCUUGAUGAUAUACCUGCCAAAUAUCUAGAUGGAGCACUAAUAUGUGAGGUGCAUGAUUAUCGAAGAUGCUCUUUUGAAAAAGGGAGUAGUGUGUCUGCAGAAGGUUCUCCUACUGUUAGCAAAGUAUGCCUCAAGAUGUCCCUAGAAAAUAUUGUUAAGGACAUUCCAUCAAUUACUGACAAGUCUUGGACAUAUGGUGAUCUGAUGGAAGUUGAAUCAAAGAUACUGAAAUCAUUACAACCAAGACUUCAUCUAGACCCUAUUCCAAAGUUAGAUCGGCUGUGUGAAAGUCCACUUCCUGCAAAGCUCAAUUUGCCAAGAAAGCGAUUAAGGAAUAUGCCAGAGUUUGCUGUUACUUCUACCAAUAAAAUUCAUGGGAAGAAAGUAUGCAUAGAUAGAGUGCAAGAAGCUUCAAUUAGCAGGUUAGGCGAUUUGGGAAACACAUCUUCCAAUGCUAUUGUACAGCAGACCCAUGAAAAUCCAUCCAUGCAAAAUCUUACUCCGAAUAUUGCCAUGGCCUUGAGACCUAAGAAUUUUAUACCUGAUUCUUCCAUCCCUAACUUUCCGAUGAUGUCCCAUCAACAAAGAUAUGCAAUGGCAGUUGGAACUACAAGAAGUUUGCAGGAGCAGGGACCAGUUCCUUCUAUUAAUUCAUCCGGGGCUUCUCCUUCUGCACAAGAUGUCAUGAUUUCAUAUGCCGAUCAUGCAAACUCAAGUGCUUCUCUUCAUGGUAAAAGGGAUCAAGAUGGACAAGCGUCACCUUUACCCAAUAUUGCAAAAAGAAUGAGGCCUACGGCUGCUGUUGUUGAAGCAAUGCAGCAUCAGCAAAUAGGUUCACAUGUUGAAUCUCUUCAAGGAACAGAUAUGAAUUGGCAGAAUACAUUGCAACAACAAGCUUUGGCCAGAGGUAUUCAGUAUGGAAGUGGUGGCAUUCAAAAGUUUCCUCAGCAAGUUUUUGAAGGGGGGAUGAACCAAGAGAUGGUGCCAGUUUCCUUUACUUCUGGUCAGCAGGGCAUGAGAUUGGUUGCAAAGGAAGAACAGUUUGAAAUUGACAAAGUAGAUAGUGCAGAGACAAACCGCAAUAGGAGUGAGAUUGAAAUAGAAACAAACAUAUUAGAUCCACAACAGUUACGGCUUCAGCAACGAUUGCCACAGCAUGCAUUCAUGAGACCCAAUUUUCCGCAGGCAGCCUGGAACCUGGGUCAGCAUAUAGAGAAAGACACAAAAAAAGAUGAUCAGCAUCAGAAAAGGAAAUCAGUUCAGAGUCCUCGUUUAUCGACUGGGGCGUUAGCUCACUCCCCAUUAUCUUCAAAAUCAGGUGAAUUUUCCAAUAGUGCAAUGGGACCAAGUUUUGGACCAUCUUCAAUGGCUGCUGUGGGAACAGUACAGAAAGACAAGACUGCAAUGGUCUCUGUUCCUACUACUGUUGGAACUCCAUCUAGUGAUUCCACACAAAGACAGCAGCAACAGGCACAACUAGCUGCAAAACGAAAAUCUAAUUCCCUUCCUAAGACUCCAGCCAUGAAUGGAGUUGGCUCUCCUGCUAGUGUUGGUACAACCAGUGUCCCACUGAAUGCAAAUAGCCCCUCAGUUGUGACAUCGAGUUUGGUUGAUCAAGGCCUUCAAAAUAUGCUUGAACGAUUCUCUAAAAUUGAAAUGGUGACAAUGAGGCAUCAACUUAACUUUAAGAAGAACAGGGUCGAGGAUUUUCAGAUGAAGAAGCAAAAUGCAUAUGUAACAACACAUAUAGCACCACAUAUUGCCAAUUCAACUAAUAAUGAGGGAGUGAUAGAUGAUUCAAUUUCUUUGUCAAAGUCACUUAUAGGUGGGAGUAUGAAUGCGUGUAAAAUGAGAAUAAUAACUUUAUGUGUGCCUGAGCGUGUAGUUCAAGGAAAUCAUGUUUCUCUAGUUCCAAGGUUGCGAACUAGGAUGAUAAUAUUUGAGAAAUCUGAUGGUACUGUGGCUCUGUAUUACGGGGAUGUUGAAGACGCUGAUUACCUAGCUGCAGAGGAUUAUCUCCUCACUUUACCAAAUACUCAUUCUGCGGAUUUGCUUGCUCAACAGUUCUGUUCACAGAUGAUACGUGAAGGAUAUGUGAAGGAAGAUGACCGGAUCCAACUUAAACCAAACCUUGUUAACCUUCCAUCGGGCAAUCAAUCUACUGCUCCUAAUAAUGUUGUAGUUGAAAUGCAACAAUAUGGAGAAUCCGUUCCUGGCCAGUCAUCUAAUGAAAUUGCCAAACCAGUUUCUGGAAAUAAUGCAUCCAUAAACCUAUCCCAGAAUCUUGUAACAAACUCAAGGAUGUUGCCACCUGGAAACCCCCAAGCCUUACAGAUUUCUCAAGGACUUCUCUCUGGUGUUUCAAUGUCUUCAAGACCGCAGCAACUGGACUCACAACAAACUGUACAGCAUCAGCAGCAGCAGAUGCAACAAAAUCAACACACACUCAUUCAACAGCAGAAUUCCCAGUUCCAGAGAUCUUCUAUGAUGCUUGGGACAAAUCAGCUUUCACACUUAAAUCCAGUCGGACAGAACUCCAACAUGCCGUUAGGUAAUCACAUGCUCAACAAGUCUUCAGCUCUCCAGAUUCAGAUGUACCAACAACAGCAGCAACAGCAGCAGCAGCAGCAGCCACAAAUGCAAAGGAAAAUGGUGGGACUUGGAACCAAUGUGGGAAUGGGUAACUUGAGAAACAACCUAGUUGGGCUUGCACCCAUGGGCAAUCCUAUGGGGAUGGGAGGUGCAAGGGGAGGAAUAGGAGGAAGUGGAAUCUCAGCUCCAAUGACAUCUAUAGCGGGCAUGGGAAAUAUGGGUCAGAACCCAAUGAAUCUUAGCCAGACUUCAAACAUUACUAAUUCCAUAAGCCAACAAUUCAGGUCUGGAUCGCUAAAUUCCACAUCUGCUGAGAUUUUAUCCAAGCUUAGAUUGGUACCGACUCGAAGUAUGAUGGGUUCCCCUCAGUCAAACUUAGCUGGCAUCUCUGGUGCCAGACAAAUGCACCCUGGUCCUGCUGGUCUUUCAAUAAUGGGUAGGACUAAUGCAAUGCAACGGCCGAUGGGUCCACCAAAGAUGAUGGCCGGGAUGAAUCUUUAUAUGAAUCAGCAGCAGCAACAUCAACAACCCCAACAACAGCAGUUACAACUACAACAACAGUUGCAGCAGCAGCAGCAGCAGCAAGAAACAAGUUCACAAUUGCAGGCAGUUGUUUCUCCCCCACAGGUGGGAUCUCCAUCAAUGGGAGUUCCACAGUUGAACCAACAAACACAUCAGCAAGCAAGCCCUCAGCAAAUCAGUCAACGAACUCCGAUGAGUCCCCAAAUAAGCUCAGGUGCAAUUCAUGCCAUAAGUGCCGGUAAUCCCGAAGCUUGUCCUGCCAGUCCACAGUUGAGCUCUCAGACCCUCGGCUCUGUUAGUAGUAUAACAAACUCCCCCAUGGAUAUGCAAGGUGUUAACAAGAGUAAUUCUGUCAGUAAUGCACAAUGAAGUUACACUGCCCCUCCAACCUAGGUUGUUGAAACCUUGGAACCAAGCACAUGAUGUUGAAUAUUUGUGCAUUAAAGUAUGCCGGAAAUUGAUAAUUAUUUACUUAUUAAUAAACAUAAAGCAUAUUGAAUAAAUAUGCUUAUGCUUUGUAACUAUAGGGGGAUCACAUGUCUUGUGUCUGUUGUAAAUAGUUUAUUGUUCUUUUUUGCACCCAUUGGACACAUCAGUUAAAGUUUUAACGAUAUUUAGGCCAA
This is a messenger RNA of Vigna umbellata (rice bean), 4329 nucleotides long. The record is from RefSeq and is a predicted model, not a curated record. Lineage: Eukaryota; Viridiplantae; Streptophyta; Magnoliopsida; Fabales; Fabaceae.